This is a messenger RNA of Erigeron canadensis, 1554 nucleotides long. RefSeq names its product common plant regulatory factor 1-like. Gene Ontology annotation, biological process: regulation of DNA-templated transcription. Gene Ontology annotation, molecular function: sequence-specific DNA binding; DNA-binding transcription factor activity. The record is from RefSeq and is a predicted model, not a curated record. Gene Ontology annotation, cellular component: nucleus. The transcript is spliced from 12 exons. Bases 167 to 1255 code for a protein of 362 amino acids. NCBI's taxonomy places the organism in Eukaryota, Viridiplantae, Streptophyta, Magnoliopsida, Asterales, Asteraceae.
CUCCAUUGUUUAUUUAGUUUUUUUCAUUAAGAAAUAUAAAUGCAGCUGCACACAGAAUUUCUCCUCUAAUUCUUUCUCAGCUGAGCAAGUUUUUAGCAAGACAAGUUACAUAGCUGAGCCUGAAAGGACCACAAGAUAUUUAGAAUAGUGUAAGGUGUUUUUUGCAAUGGUUAGCUCUGAAGAAGUAAAGGAUUCCAAGUCUGAAGACACGUCUUCGCCUCCUCAGGAGCAGCAGCAGACCACUCAUGCAUAUUCUGAUUGGGCAGCCAUGCAGGCUUAUUAUGGCCCCAGAAUGGUUAUGCCACCAUACUUCAAUCCGGCUAUUGCGUCUGGUCAUCCUCAUCCGCCUUAUAUGUGGGGUCCAAUGCAGCAUAUGAUGCCACCUUAUGGUGCAAUGUAUCCACAUGGAGGUGUUUACACACAUCCAGGAGUCACCAUUUCAGCUAAGUCAACAGGGAAUUCAGAUCAAGGCUUAAUUAAGAAGUUGAAAGAAGUUGAUGGGUUGGCAAUGUCAAUAGGGAACAUUAAUGGAGGCAGUGCUGAAAAUGGAAACUCUAAUAGUGGGGAGACAGGAGGUUCUAGUGAAGGAAGUGAAAGGAAUAUUACAGAGGGAGCUAAAAAUGGCCGGAAAAAGAGACGUGGGGGAUCAUCUACGAGUUCUGAAGUUGGCAAAACUGAGCACCAUGAUGCAACUGGAGGCUCCAAGAAAGUGAUAGGUGUCACAGUUACUCCCGGGAAGAUGGCCAUUUCUACUGACUCAGGAAGCGAGUUUGAAGUUAAGAUGUCUCCUGCAACUCCUAACAUGACCAUGGUGCCCAGCACUGGCAUACUUCAGGUCCAUGGGAAUGAGCGAGAACUGAAAAGGGAGAAAAGAAAGCAGUCAAACCGAGAAUCUGCCAGGAGGUCAAGAUUAAGGAAACAGGCUGAAGCUGAAGAACUUGGUGCUAAAGUAGAAUCCCUCACUGGCGAAAACUUGAAACUCAAGUCUGAGAUUAACCGGUUAACUGUUAAUUCAGAUCAUCUGAAGCUUCAAAAUGCUAAACUACUGGAAAAACUUAAGAAAACACGACUUGAAGAAGCCACAGAAGAUCCAAGGCCCGAAAAAAGUUUGUCUUUGAGCACUGCUAACCUUCUCGCUAGAGUUGACAACGGUUCAGGUUCUGUUGUUGGAGAGGCCACCAGCUCUGGUUCUGGUGCACCCCUGCAUCAACUUAUGGAUGCUAGCCCCAGAGCUGAUGCUGUUGCUGCAAGCUAACCAUCAAGUGCCCUUGCUUAUACACCUUCAUUUCUAAAGUCAAUUGUGCAAGCCAAUUUAUGCAAUCAAAAUUACUUCUAACAUUAAUUAGAUAAUAUAAAUCUAUCCAAAAUAGGUACCUUAAAGCUUAGAUAAUGGUCUAGAUGAAGUCCCCAAUUUCCGCAGCAAAACUGAAAUGUGUUUUUAGUUUCAGAGUCUGCUUGGUCAACUAAUAUAGUGUGCUGUAAUCACCUGGUCGCAUAGAAUAUAGAACAUAUAUACAUGGUUUCCAUAAAAUAUAAGAUGUGUUGGUUGGAUUA